AUGCCACCGAGACUACCACUCCGCAAGCCCCUCGAGGCUCUCUUCAAACGCAACAAUGCCACCAUCCUCACAUCCCGCCGUACCCUCAUCGCCGCGCCAAAACCAAACUCCGGGCCUCUGAUGGAGCGCCGCGCCGACCGCGCCCUCCCCGACAUGACUCCCAGCAAAUCAUGGAUGAUCACACUACCUCUAUUCCUUACCGCCAUGGCUGCCUCCACCCUCGCCAUCUUCAACUACCAAAAGCAAAACUCGUCUGUUGUGACCAGCACAAUGUACUCAUUGCGAACAAAUCCUUUGGCCAGAGAGAUCCUGGGUGAUGAGGUUUACUUUGCCAGCAAGAUUCCUUACAUCGGUGGAGAGAUCAACCAACUGCAUGGAAAGAUUGAUGUCGUGUAUUGGGUCAAGGGAACAAGGCAACAAGCCAAGAUGAGGUUCAAGAGUUUCAGGAAGACGAGGAUGGGAAUUUUUGAGACUACCGAGUGGAGUCUGGAGUUGAUGGAUGGCACUGUGGUGGAUCUGCUCAAGAACACUGAUUCCGAUCCUUUUGUCGCUACGCCUAUGGAAGCUAAGGCUAUCGCUGCCGAGGCGUAA
Molecule: messenger RNA, 591 nt
Organism: Aureobasidium melanogenum CBS 110374
Lineage: Eukaryota; Fungi; Ascomycota; Dothideomycetes; Dothideales; Saccotheciaceae
Product: DUF1783-domain-containing protein
Exons: 2
Coding region: 1-591 (196 amino acids)
Biological process (GO): mitochondrial respiratory chain complex IV assembly
Cellular component (GO): mitochondrial inner membrane
Source: RefSeq, a predicted model, not a curated record